This is a messenger RNA of Eutrema salsugineum, 830 nucleotides long. Its product is annotated as ribulose bisphosphate carboxylase small chain 3B, chloroplastic. Lineage: Eukaryota; Viridiplantae; Streptophyta; Magnoliopsida; Brassicales; Brassicaceae. The transcript has 3 exons. Bases 130 to 675 code for a protein of 181 amino acids. The record is from RefSeq and is a predicted model, not a curated record.
CAUGGACCCUUUGAUCAAUAGGGCUUUUUGCCUCUAGCCGUUCUCACUAUAUAUAUAGAUGAGUAAAGCGAUAGACAAACAAGUAAGUAAGAGAAAAGAGCAAAAGAAGAAGAAGAAGAAGAAAUAGUAAUGGCUUCCUCUAUGCUCUCCUCCGCCGCUGUUGUUACUUCACCGGCUCAAGCCACCAUGGUCGCUCCAUUCACCGGCUUGAAGUCAUCCGCUGCAUUCCCAGUCACCCGCAAGACCAACACCGACAUUACUUCCAUCGCAAGCAACGGAGGAAGAGUUAGCUGCAUGAAGGUGUGGCCACCAAUUGGAAAGAAGAAGUUUGAGACUCUCUCUUACCUUCCUGACCUUACCGAAGUUGAAUUGGCUAAGGAAGUUGACUACCUUCUCCGCAACAAGUGGAUUCCCUGUGUUGAAUUCGAGUUGGAGAACGGGUUUGUGCACCGUGAGCACGGAAGCACUCCCGGAUACUACGAUGGACGUUACUGGACAAUGUGGAAGCUUCCUUUGUUCGGAUGCACUGACUCAGCUCAAGUGUUGAAGGAAGUGCAAGAGUGCAAGAAGGAGUACCCCCAGGCCUUCAUUAGGAUCAUCGGAUUCGACAACACCCGUCAAGUCCAGUGCAUCAGUUUCAUCGCCUACAAGCCACCAAGCUUCACCGAUGCUUAAGUCACUUUCUCUUAAAUCAUUCAUAUAAUAUUCUCAUUUGCAUUUCCAAUUGUCUCUGUUUCUUUUUUUCUUGGAUUUCUGUUUCUGAGACAUUUUCUAUCGAUCGGAUUGUCAAAAUGUCUGAUUUAUGAAUAUGUAAUUUAUGUUUCCCUCUU